This is a messenger RNA of Loa loa (African eye worm), 996 nucleotides long. RefSeq lists its product as hypothetical. The coding region runs from base 1 to 912 and encodes 303 amino acids. The transcript has 6 exons. Lineage: Eukaryota; Metazoa; Nematoda; Chromadorea; Rhabditida; Onchocercidae. The record is from RefSeq and is a predicted model, not a curated record.
AUGAGUAUCCGGUCGAUGGAUAGUCGUUUGGAAGUUUUGCGAAAUGGACAAGAUAUUGCCAAGAAAAGUCUGUUGUACAACGCUGGCUGUACACAACAACAACAGCAGCAGUUACCCAGUGUUGAUGUUGAUAAUGAAUCUAACAAAUCGGAUUCAUGGGUGGAAUUGGCUAGUCCAUCAUCACGUGCAUCAAUGGUCAGUAUAAAUGGCGGUGACAAUGGUAGUGUGAUAUUGGUGGAUAAUGACGGAGUGGUUAUGAGCGCUGAUAAUACGACUGUGGUUGUUGGUGGAGGUAAUAGUAGUCCUUUCAGUCGACUCAGUCCGAUCAGUGCCUGCAGUGCUCCAAUUGAAUUGGUUAUCGAUGCUGGACAAGUUCAUGGCGGUGAUACAAUGGCUGUUCAUUAUUAUACUCGUCAUGGACCAGGACGUUGCACUGUUGCAACUACUGGAAUCACUGCACUGGGUCAAGGAACGAAGAGAACAGCGGAAUGGUUAGAAGAUUACAAUAGUCGACCGGAAGUGCAGAGAAGUGGUCCUCAAGCUCCAUCACCUGUGGAAACUGAAAUCUCGACGCCGCCAAAUAGUCUUGUCCCUGGAUUAGACGUUGGCGAGCUCACUCAGAGCAGCUGUUGUGAAGAUGAGGUUGAGGAAUUAAGCGUCGAGGAUGAUGGUGCAUACAUGUGCAGAUGCCGAAAGGUCGUAUAUAUUGGACAAGAAUCUUAUGGAAAAGGACGCUGGGCCUUUACUGAAUUGCUGGGUAUAAGUAAUGGUAAUGGACGUCGUGCAUUGAUGCUUUAUCUGGUAACAAAUUUAGUUACCCUUGCGAUUGGGUUUGCCGUUGGAUUGACAGUUGGUCGAAAGUUAUCGGUGCUGCCACAUUUAAGACAUCGCCACAUAUUUGAUUUUAACUAAAAAUUCGUAUACAUGUUGUAUUCACAUUUCUUCUACUCAUUAUGAUGCACUUUUUUUAUAAUUUACACUGUUUCGGAAGUUCCG